UCAUUACUACCUAUCAUUUCCUUCGAGUGCAUCUGAAAUAUGUCUGAUGAAUGGGCAGAAGAAAUUGUUCAAGUGAACCCUCUUCCUACAACAGAACUUCCAGAAAUAAAGUUGUUUGGUAAAUGGAAUCCAUAUGAUGUACAAGUAUCUGAUUUAGGACUUGUUGAUUAUAUUGCUAUUAAAGAUAAGCAUGCCAAAUAUUUACCACAUACAAGUGGAAGAUAUGCUGCUAAAAAAUUUAGAAAAGCUCAGUGCCAUAUAGUUGAGCGUCUUGUUAACUCGUUAAUGAUGCAUGGGAGAAAUAAUGGUAAAAAAUUAAUGGCAGUCAGAAUUGUGGAACAUACAUUUGAAAUUGUUUUCUUAUUGACGGGUCAAAAUCCAAUCCAAAUAUUAGUUGAUGCAAUAAUCAAUAGUGGACCUCGAGAAGAUUCCACUAGAAUAGGUAGAGCUGGAACUGUUAGACGACAAGCUGUAGAUGUUUCACCUUUGAGACGUGUUAAUUUAGCAAUUUACCUGAUAGUGACAGGUUCUAGAGAGUCAGCUUUUCGUAAUAUUAAAACAAUUGCAGAGUGCUUAGCCGAUGAACUUAUAAAUGCUGCCAAAGGAUCAUCAAAUUCGUAUGCUAUUAAGAAAAAAGAUGAAUUAGAAAGAGUUGCUAAAUCUAAUCGUUAAUAAUCUUAUUUGGUUUAUUUUAUAAAAUUAUAUCUGUUGUUAUUUUUACAUCAAUAAAUUAUUGUUAAAUCAGCUCAGAAUCUGAUCAAUAUUUUGUUUUGUCAUCAAUAAGUAACAUUUUUAAAUUUUAUAUG
Messenger RNA from Gordionus sp. m RMFG-2023, 806 nucleotides. RefSeq lists its product as uncharacterized. NCBI's taxonomy places the organism in Eukaryota, Metazoa, Nematomorpha, Gordioida, Chordodea, Parachordodidae. Gene Ontology annotation, biological process: ribosomal small subunit assembly; translation. The record is from RefSeq and is a predicted model, not a curated record. The transcript has 4 exons. Gene Ontology annotation, molecular function: rRNA binding; mRNA binding; structural constituent of ribosome. Gene Ontology annotation, cellular component: ribosome; cytosolic small ribosomal subunit. Bases 40 to 672 code for a protein of 210 amino acids.